Brassica oleracea var. oleracea is the source of this 1542-nucleotide messenger RNA. RefSeq names its product transcription factor MYB51-like. The coding region runs from base 308 to 1309 and encodes 333 amino acids. The transcript is spliced from 3 exons. NCBI's taxonomy places the organism in Eukaryota, Viridiplantae, Streptophyta, Magnoliopsida, Brassicales, Brassicaceae. The record is from RefSeq and is a predicted model, not a curated record.
GUACCAAACAACUCUUAGAAAAAAUAAACUAAAGCUUCUCUCUCUCUCUACUUUGUGGUAAGAAAACAGAGCAAGUAGAGAUAUCUUUCUCUUUCUCGCUCUUUGUGUUCUUCUUAGUAUCACAAACGAGCUAGCAAGAUGUCAAUAAGAAGAAUCUACCGAUGUCUGAACUCUUUAAUCAAAAGAUCAUGUGCUCAAUCUUUAUGAUCACACGUCCCGUUUCACACUUUGUUCAACUCUCAGGUUUUCAUUUUUUUUUCUCUUUGUUCUCUGUUUCACUUGAGAACAACCCCAUCAAGAAUCAAGAAUGGUGCGGACACCGUGUUGCAAAGCUGAACUAGGCUUAAAGAAAGGAGCAUGGACUCCCGAGGAAGAUCAGAAGCUUGUCUCCUACGUCAACCGUCACGGUGAAGGUGGAUGGCGAACUCUCCCCGAAAAAGCUGGACUCAAAAGAUGUGGCAAAAGCUGCAGACUGAGAUGGGCUAAUUAUCUACGACCUGACAUCAAAAGAGGAGAGUUCACUGAAGAUGAAGAAUGUUCUAUCAUCUCUCUUCAUGCCCUUCAUGGCAACAAAUGGGCUGCAAUAGCUCGUGGAUUACCGGGAAGAACCGAUAACGAAAUCAAGAACCACUGGAACACUCAUAUCAAAAAACGUUUGAUAAAGAAAGGUGUCGAUCCGGUUACACACAAGAGCUUGAUUUCCGACAAAUCAGAAAACUUCCCAGAGAUUCCAGAGAAGCAAAACGUUAUUCAGACAAUUAUAACGAGUGAAGAUGAUCUUGAUAAUGAGAAGGUGAAGAAUAGCAACAAGAAGCCGGUAUUAUCAUCGGCUAAGUUCUUAAACAGAGUAGCUAAUAGGUUCGGAAAGAGAAUCAAUCAAAGCGUUCUGUCUGAGAUUAUCGGAAGUGGUGGCCCACUUACUACUACUACUACAAGUCACACUGCUACUACUACAAGUGUCACCGUUAACUCCGAAUCAGAUAAGUCAACUAGCUCUUCUUUCACACCAACCUCAGAUCUUCUAUGCCAGAUGACUGUUAACGGUAACGCUACAUCGUCUCCGUCCACAUUCUCUGAUGCAUCCGUUAAUGAUAGUUUAAUGUACUGUGAUAAUGAGGAUAAUCUCGGAUUCUCAAAUUUUCUGAACGAUGAAGAUUUCAUGAUGUUGGAAGAGUCUUGUGUUGACAACACUGAGUUUAUGAAAGAACUUUCGAGGUUUCUUGAGGAGGACGUGAACGACGACGUCGAGGUGAUGCAUGUCUAUGAGCAUCAAGACAAUAUCGAAGAUAUUGAUAACUAUUUUGCAUGAAUGAAUCUUACACGAUCAUUUCAAUAUGAUCAUGGUUAUGUCAUGUCGAUGGAUAUGUUAGGCUGGUGAUUAUGAUAAUAAUGAAUAAUGAUAAUGACGAUGCUGAACCAUGCAUGUAGCUUGUAUUGACAUAUGAGUGUUUUUAAUUGUUUUUACUCUUUUGUAUGUUUACGCUCAAGUGUGUUUCAUAUGAAGUGAAUAAAUUUAUGGUAAUGUAAUAAUAAGUUUAACGA